UAACCGCAAGACAUACAAUACAUUUUUUGUAGCAGCAGUGGUAGCCGUAGGAUUUUGGAGUAGCAGGAUUUUGUUGUCUGGAGAAACUUUAUGGUGAUAAUUUCUCCACAACCAAGCACCACUUUACAUUUAGACUGUAGUUGUUUUGCCUACAAUUGUUAAUUAUUUAAGCAUGCCAGUGACAUUCACCGUCAUGUGUUUUCACAUCUUAUAAUCAUCCAGAUUCCCCCUACAAACACUGCUAGAAGCAUCGCUCUUUGCUGCCCGACAAAAAGAAGCCCGCUGCAUAUGGAACCGUGUGUCACCAGAUCGUGGAAGCGUCAGUCGCGUUGUCUGGAUUUUCAGCAGAUCAUGGAACCAUUAUCGGACGGAGCGCAGGCAGCUGGCACUUUUGCUCCCUAUACAGCAGUGGAGCCCGACACACUCGGUGCGUCUGAGAAUCCUCUCCUGUGGUGGAAGAUCUUUGGACUGACCAUACACGAUUUGUACGACUGGCGGAUGGAUAAAAUCGAUGAUUUAACUUGCACGUUUUAUGGCCUCCUGGGCACUUCGCCUUAUUUUGAUGCAAUUCCCUUGGAGCAGCAGAAACUUAUUCUGUCCAUGAUGACGUUGUCCCCCAAACGUGGCGAUGAAAUGUUCGCAGAUCUCACCGAAAAGUUCCGGGGACAAAUGGAAGGAGACAUUGUGUACAAGAAAAUCGUCGUCAACAUGAACGGUUAUCAGUUGGGAAUCUUUCGGUUUGGAUCCAAAGUGUACGCAGUGGAAAACGUUUGCCCACACAUGCAGGGGCCUCUUGGCAUGGGCGAUAUUGAGGAAAUCGAUGGCCGUGUUUGCGUGAUAUGUCCCUGGCAUCACUGGCGGUUUGAACUGGACACCGGGCGUCCUUUGCAGCCUCCGCGAAAAAAUGGUGCUCGAGUUUUUCCAGUGAAGAACGUGGACUGCGAAUUGUUCGUCGGUUUUGAAGGGUAUAAUCCUGUUGUGUUUACGGAUGAUUUCUUCUGAUUGAAAGAAUGGGCAACUGAAAGAUGAUUUGGAAUUUCGGAGAACGGGCGACCGGAUCGUUACCGAAUUAUGCACGACAUUACUCAGAUUACUGUUCACGCCCUGUGAUUUUUAUACGACUAACAUCCCCAAGAUAGAAUUUUACACGUCCAUUAUACAGGUUUUUGAAAUUGGCUUUAUUUUUCUAACCCGGUUCUUUUUUUUUGUCAAGUUGUGAAAUCUGGAGAUACUCAAAGUUUGUAGGAUCUGCUAGAGGCACAGCGACCACGGUCAUCCGUAUGAGCAUACCAUACAUUAAAGUUGUUGUUAAUUG
Paramacrobiotus metropolitanus is the source of this 1315-nucleotide messenger RNA. RefSeq lists its product as uncharacterized. The transcript is spliced from 2 exons. Lineage: Eukaryota; Metazoa; Tardigrada; Eutardigrada; Parachela; Macrobiotidae. Gene Ontology annotation, molecular function: 2 iron, 2 sulfur cluster binding. The record is from RefSeq and is a predicted model, not a curated record. Bases 289 to 1002 code for a protein of 237 amino acids.